AUGGCUACUUCUGUAUCAGAGAAGGCAUCAGAGAAGUAUGCAACCACAGACAUGAUGUAUGCGAGAGCAGAAGACGUUCCUCCGCGCCCGUCCUUCCCGACUGAUAACCCGUCGGAGGUGACCAUUGCUGGCACCAGUUCCGAAUCCGAAAAGGUCAAGCCCUUGGCCACUGACAACACUUAUAUCUGCAUGAUGUAUACAAAGGCAUCAGAUGUCCCUCCACGUCCUCCAUUUCCAACUGCUGCCACUGUUAUCGGUAAACAAGAGACUGGAACGCUUGCAACUGUCCCUAAAUUGACACUUGGAAGCAGUGAUAGCCAUGUUGGUACUCGUCUUUCUUUUCAUCGUCCGUCAUUGUGGCCAAACGGUUCUCGAAUCCGUGUUCGUUUUGGCAACGGCACCCCGACCCUUUGGGCUAGAGUUCAAGCCUACGUCGCAUGGUGGACUGCGUAUGCCAACAUUACCUUUGAAUUCGUCGAUAGCGGGCCCUCCGAGGUACGCGUCACGUUCAACACCAAUGAUGGCUCCUGGGCCCUCAUGGGCACCCAGAACUUGCAACGCGCGCAAGACCAACCUACCAUGAACCUGAACAUUGACGAAAACAUGCCCCCGGAACGUGUCCGCGCUGAGAUUCUCCACGAAUUCGGGCACGUUUUAGGAGCUAUCCACGAACACCUGUCGCCCUUGGCUCGGAUCCCCUGGAAUGAAGCCGCCGUUUACGAUCAUCAUCGUCAGCUGGGUAACAGCCAGGAGUGGGUUGACCACAAUAUCCUCAGACUGCCAUAUCCCGAAUCUGAGGUUGAUGCCGAUGCCGACGACCGCUCUAUCAUGGUUUACCCAUAUCCAGCUAGCUUUACUACCAAUGGCACAUCGGUUGGCUGGAUGACCGACCUCUCUACCAGAGACUACCAGAGAAUCGCAAUGGUUUAUCCCCGAAACCAAUACGCGGUCUCAUCCGUCGCUACGAACCAGCCCCUCGAAGAGCCCAUGGAGUGGCAGAGCAUCACACUGGGUAUCUCGCCCCAGCAAUCCUCACCGCCCCAGUUCGCUUCGGCCCUCUCGUAUAUCGACAUGUCCAACCGCGAUGACGAUCUCCGAGUGCGAGCUCAAGUAACCGAUGUGCAGACCGACCGCUUCACAGUUGGCGUAGGGAGCUGGGGAGACAGAAUAUUCUACAACGGCGGCGUCUCGCUGCUGCGAGUUCCCGCCGGCGAUGCCAACUUCCGCAUGGGCACAAUCACCAACGCCGGGCCAAACAGCUACAGGAUCCAAUUUCGACCCCCCUUCCCGCCCGGGACUAUACCGAACGUCUUCGCCGCCUUCAGCGGAAUCGACUCGGGCGAUAACUGGCGCGGCGCACUCGACAUCCACAAUGCGAACGCCGCCCAAUUCGACAUCCAAGUGUCCGCCUGGGGUAGCUCCGUCCUGUACAGCGCCAACGUGCAGUGGAUCGCGUAUCCCAACAAUCUGCCUGGCGUGGAGCUGGGGACUUUCACGGGUGCCGGGAGCUCUAGUGGCAGGUACCAGCUCCGGAACACGUUCUACAACACGCCGAUGGUGUUCACGGGCUUCCAGCGCUUCGACAUCAGUGCGAAUCAGAAUGCGCGUCUCCGGGUUCGGGCUACGGCGGCGGAUCCGACGCGCGUCGAUUGGGCGAUUGAGACCUGGUCUGAUAGUGUGGUUUACAGCAUCGUCGGUGUAUUCCUCGCUAUUAGCUCGGGGGGUUGA
Molecule: messenger RNA, 1728 nt
Organism: Xylaria bambusicola
Lineage: Eukaryota; Fungi; Ascomycota; Sordariomycetes; Xylariales; Xylariaceae
Product: Metalloprotease
Exons: 5
Coding region: 1-1728 (575 amino acids)
Biological process (GO): cell-cell adhesion
Cellular component (GO): phagocytic vesicle; cell surface; protein complex involved in cell adhesion
Molecular function (GO): N-acetylgalactosamine binding; metallopeptidase activity; oligosaccharide binding
Source: RefSeq, a predicted model, not a curated record